Durotheca rogersii is the source of this 1209-nucleotide messenger RNA. RefSeq names its product mitochondrial carrier. Gene Ontology annotation, biological process: mitochondrial L-ornithine transmembrane transport. The transcript has 2 exons. Gene Ontology annotation, molecular function: L-ornithine transmembrane transporter activity. NCBI's taxonomy places the organism in Eukaryota, Fungi, Ascomycota, Sordariomycetes, Xylariales, Xylariaceae. The record is from RefSeq and is a predicted model, not a curated record. The coding region runs from base 188 to 1105 and encodes 305 amino acids.
UUUAACCUGCCGGCGAGUCUAUAACACGAAACCGUCCAUUGGGGUUCUCCUCCGCAAGCCGACUGCCGUGCUACGACACUCUAGGAAUCCGUACCUACAUCUAUUUCCCUAUAUUUCCGGUGCGCGGGAGGGGCCAAUUGGCGCAAGUCGUGGUACGUGCGCACGCGAACCGGCGGGGCAGGGCACAAUGGGGGACGCUGCCCAGGAUCUCGACGCGAAGGGCGGCGCGCUCGACACCGCGAAGGACUUAUUCGCUGGAGCAGCCGGAGGGAUCGCGCAGGUGCUGAUAGGCCAGCCAUUCGACAUCGUCAAAGUCCGCCUGCAGACAAGCGCCGCGUAUAGCUCCGCCCUCGAUGCCGCCGCUUCCAUCUACGCCAAGGAGGGGCCCCUCGCUUUCUACAAGGGUACACUGACGCCCCUACUCGGUAUCGGCGCCUGCGUAUCCAUCCAGUUCGGCGCCUUCGGCUACGCUCGCCGGUACUUCGAGGCUGCCAACACUCGGUCGCCUAGUGGGAGCAAGGAGCUCGGCUACGGCCAGUACUUCGCGGCCGGGUCCUUCGCCGGCGUCGCCAACUCCGUCAUCUCGGGCCCCAUCGAGCACGUCCGCAUCCGCCUGCAGACCCAGCCCCACGGCGCUGCCCGCCUCUACGCCGGACCCUUCGACUGCAUCCGGCAGCUGUCGGCGCGCGCCGGCGUCCUGGGCGGUCUCUACCGCGGCGAGGUCGUCACCAUCUGGCGCGAGGCCGCCGCCUACGGCACCUGGUUCCUCACCUUCGAGUACCUCAUGAACGCCGACGUCGCCCGCAACCGCCUCGCCUCCCGCGCCGACGUCCCCUCCUGGAAGGUCGCCCUCUACGGUGGCCUCGCCGGCGAGGCCCUCUGGCUCGCCAGCUACCCCCUCGACGUCGUAAAGAGCAAGAUGCAGACCGACGGCUUCGGAAAAGACAUGCGCUACCGCUCUAUGCGCGACUGCUUCGCCCAGACCUGGCGCGCCGAGGGCGCCCGCGGCUUCUGGAAGGGCAUCGGCCCCACUCUGCUGCGCGCUAUGCCCGUCAGCGCCGGCACCUUCGCCGUCGUCGAGGCCACGAUGCGCGCUAUCAGCUAAAGGCCCCCUGUUUGCAAGAAACCUGAGAGUGGGGAUGCUGGGAAUCAGAGGCGUUCGGCACGAGAGGAGAGGGCCGUGCACCCUCGGAGGGGUGUCCAAGGGAU